Messenger RNA from Labrus mixtus (cuckoo wrasse), 1835 nucleotides. RefSeq names its product snurportin 1 (gene snupn). Gene Ontology annotation, cellular component: cytoplasm; nucleus. The record is from RefSeq and is a predicted model, not a curated record. The coding region runs from base 11 to 1147 and encodes 378 amino acids. NCBI's taxonomy places the organism in Eukaryota, Metazoa, Chordata, Actinopteri, Labriformes, Labridae. The transcript is spliced from 9 exons. Gene Ontology annotation, molecular function: nuclear import signal receptor activity; protein binding. Gene Ontology annotation, biological process: snRNA import into nucleus; protein import into nucleus.
AGUGUCCCCCAUGGAUGACCUGACCAAAGCCCUGUCGACCAGCUUCGCUGUGUCCAAAGAGCCCAACAGCACGGCUGGCCCCCAUCCUCGGCUGGCUCAAUACAAGAGCAAGUUCAGCGUGCUGGAGCAGAGCGAGCGACGCCGGCGCUUUCUUGACCUGCAGAAAAGUAAGAGGCUGAACUACGUCAACCAUGCACGGCGUCUGGCUGAUGGGGACUGGACGGGGGCAGACAGCGAUGGAGAGGAGGACAUGGAGAAACCGAGCGAGGGGGAACGGGAGAAAGAUGGCAACACGGAGGAGGAAGAGGAGGAGGAGGAAGGGAUGGAGAUUGAGAGAAGGAAGCUCCCGAAACACUACGCAAACCAGCUCAUGCUGUCAGAGUGGCUGGUGGACGUGCCAUCAGAGCUUGACACUGAUUGGCUGAUGGUGGUGUGUCCUGUGGGGAAAAGAUCUCUCAUCGUCGCCUCAAAGGGUUCGACUGCAGCGUAUACUAAAAGCGGCUACUGUGUGAACCGUUUCCCCUCCCUGCUGCCCGGUGGGAACAGACACAACUCGGCCAUGGGAAAAGACUACACAAUCCUGGACUGCAUUUACAGCGAGGUGGACAGAACGUACUACAUCCUGGAUGUCAUGUGCUGGAGAGGCCACCCCGUCUAUGACUGCCCGACCGAGUUCCGUUUCUACUGGCUCCAGUCCAAGGUCCAGGAGGCAGACGGCCUAUCAGAAAUCGCCAAACGCAACCCUUUCCGGUUUGUGAGCCUCCAAAGCACAGAGUGCACAACAGAGCUGAUUCAGAAAGCCCUGACAGCGGAGUACAGCUUCAGCGUGGAUGGUCUUCUCUUUUAUCACAGACAGACCCACUACACCCCUGGCAGCACCCCUCUGGUGGGCUGGCUCCGCCCCUACAUGGUCACUGACAUCCUUGGCAUAGAGGUUCCCAUAGGACCCCUCACCACCAAGCCUGAGUAUGCCAGCCACCAGCUGCAGCAGAUCCUGGAACACAAAAAAACCUCGACUGAAGUCCGCCCGGCCAACAGAAGCGGAGGCUACGAGUUAGAGUACCUGUCCACCCCGGGCCAGGACAGCAGGGACACUGUGAACUUUCUGAAUCAAAAGCCGAUAAGAGAAGCAAACAUGGAGCUCUGAGUGCGAGGCCUUAGCAAGAUGCAAAUUUGGAACUCAGUGUUUUUCUGAGUGAUUGCGGCCCACAUAUGGCUCUUUAGAAUGUCUUCUGAAUGGUUUUGCAGAACAGGCCAAUUGCAAAGCAUGGCUAAUUCUAAUCCGGCACUGCUUAGGACGCCCUCAGAGUGCAGAUUGGUAGAGCUGUGUUAUAUGUGUUUUUAUAUGGCUAUAGACUGAAGUCUGAUAUUUACAUCUGAACUUUUACCUGCUGCAGACUGCUGAAACAGAUUUGUUUACCGGAAAAUAAAUGUCUAUUAAUCAGCCAGCAGAAUUGCUUUUUCACAGUCCGUUACAGAUCCGUUUCUUAGUGCCAUCAGUUUUUACAUACAUGGUGAAAAGGAGAAAAAGGUGUUCUUAUGUGAUAUAAUAUCGUAAAGUGCAGCACGGUAGAAUUCUUUAGUCAAGCGUUAUUUUGCUGCUCUGCACUUUUUGCACUUAAAAACAGAUCCUUAGUAAGAAACCUCUUUACUGUCGUCAGUUCUUUCUGCUACUAUCAUUGUUGCUUCAUGAGGUUUUGCUCAUUGAUAAGACCCUGUGAUGUACUGUAUUGAACAGCAGCAUGGACUUUUAUUAUAACAUGAUGAUACAAAUAAAAUUGCUCUGAAGAUGUUUUAAAGUGUAUGUUUCUAAAUAAAUGUGUUUUUUUUAAUCA